GAAGCUCAGUCUAUUGGGGUUGCCCAGGCUACCUCGGUCGACGGUAGCAGUCUGGAUGGCACGACUCCUGCCUCUAGUCUUCUUGGCGCUGGACUCGCUGGCUCUACUUCAUUUGGCUCUGGGGUUUCAACUACAGUUCCUGUAAUUACCGCCAGUGGUGGUAAUUGCGGCCGAGUCGGCUCCGGUGGAGGAGGUAGGCUGACUGGCGAAACUGCACUGGCCAGCGCAUCGGCUGAGGCUGUUUCCGCUUUCGUUGAACGUGCAUCGGCGGACGAUAUAGAUGCCCCUGGUGGCAUUCCAAGGCGACGCACACGACGUGCAAGUGGUGCAGCUGCUGCCGCAGCAGCAGCUGCUGCACUGUCAUCUGCGACCUCAAGUGUCUUGGCUAAUGGGCAAGUUAUCACUCCGGCUGCUCAAGAUUCAUUGGGCAUGGGCGUGAAACCGGCCUCGACAGAAGGUCUUUCCAGUGGGUUUUUUCUUAUUUUUUAA
This is a messenger RNA of Protopolystoma xenopodis, 489 nucleotides long. The record is from the annotation of a GenBank genome assembly. NCBI's taxonomy places the organism in Eukaryota, Metazoa, Platyhelminthes, Monogenea, Polystomatidea, Polystomatidae.